This is a messenger RNA of Juglans microcarpa x Juglans regia, 1512 nucleotides long. RefSeq names its product short-chain dehydrogenase TIC 32 A, chloroplastic. The transcript is spliced from 8 exons. Lineage: Eukaryota; Viridiplantae; Streptophyta; Magnoliopsida; Fagales; Juglandaceae. The record is from RefSeq and is a predicted model, not a curated record. Bases 377 to 1192 code for a protein of 271 amino acids.
CAAUUUUAUCCCAAUCAAUCCCUGACAAAUAUAUGUGAUGGUGAUCCUCUCUCUCUCUCUCUCUCUCUCACGGAUUCUCCACCCAGCUCUACAUCAUAAAAUCCCACAAAAAGAUUCCUUCCUUCGUUUGUCCCUGCAAUCUCUCUCUUCCUCUCUAGAUUGAUCGCAGACGCACGGAUACAGAGGAACAGAGUAAAUGCAGAGCGGCGUAGGCUGCAGAAGAAGCCUGGCAUAGCACAUACUCCAGACUGCAAAAUAAGCCCAACACGUACUGGGUUUUUGUGACAGUCCCAACGCCUUUGUCCACACACACCAGUAUCCUUGGUCAACGACGAGCGUCCACCAAACUGUAACUAAGAAACUUGGGGAAAGAAAAAUGCUUGACACCGUGAAAUACCUCAUAGGUUCCGUCGGAGCGAGCGGCUACGGCUCCAAGUCCACCGCCGAGCAAGUCACUAAGAGCAGCUCCGAUCUGCACUCCGUCACGGCCAUUAUCACAGGCGCUACGGCAGGGAUCGGUGCCGAGACGGCUCGUGCUCUGGCCAAGGGAGGGGCUAGGCUGGUCCUCCCGGCUCGAAACCUCAAGGCUGCCGAGGAAGCCAAGGCUCGUAUUGUGUCGGAGUGUCCCGAGUCGGAGAUUGUUGUCAUGCCGCUCGAUCUUAGCUCUCUUGGUUCUGUCCGAAACUUCGUCUCCGAGUUCGAGUCCCUCGAUUUGCCUCUGAAUCUCCUCAUAAACAACGCCGGCAUGUUUGCUCACGAGCAUGCAAUUUCUGAAGACGGAAUCGAAAUGACUUUUGCCACUAAUUAUUUAGGUCAUUUUCUGUUGACGAAGCUGUUGCUGAACAGAAUGAUUGAGACGGCGAAAAACACCGGCGUUCAAGGCCGGAUAGUGAACGUGUCCUCGGGCAUUCACGGCUGGUUUUCCGGUGACAUGAUCAGAUAUCUUGGUCUGAUAACACGAAACAAGAGCCAUUACGACUCGACACGUGCGUACGCGCUCUCGAAGCUCGCCAACGUUUUGCACACCAAGGAACUUGCUCGGAGGCUGAAGCAAAUGGAGGCCAACGUGACUGCGAAUUGUGUUCAUCCGGGAAUAGUGAGAACCGGACUUACUAGAGAACGCGAAGGCCUAGUCACAGAUUUGGCUUUCUUCUUCGCUUCCAAGCUCGUGAAGACAAUUCCUCAGAUAUAGUACACAGAUAUAUUAGUUUCUUGGAAGAAAAUAUGUUUUCUAAAUGGACGGUGAAAGGAAAAAAGAAAGGAGCAUUAAGAAGGAUGGGGUCGAUUAGUACCAUGUGGUGGUUGAGUUUUGAAGAGUAUCUUUGCCCUUCUUGGGGUCCUACUUAUAACGUGCUCCGGCGGGUGGGGAAUGGGAAGAGCCACGCGUUUGAGGAAAGGAAAAUCAAAGAGCAUUUGGUUGUUUGUUUGUGUACCUCUUGCGUGAUACUCAAUUAUCAUCACAACAAAUUGUAAUUAAUCUAUUUUUUAAUGGUAAUUUAUCUAAUUCUCCGU